Messenger RNA from Pipistrellus nathusii (Nathusius's pipistrelle), 981 nucleotides. The record is from the annotation of a GenBank genome assembly. NCBI's taxonomy places the organism in Eukaryota, Metazoa, Chordata, Mammalia, Chiroptera, Vespertilionidae.
AUGGCGGCGGCGGCGGCGGUUUCGCUUCGCGGGGCGGUGCUGGGCCCGCGGGGCGCGGGGCUGCCCGGGGCGCGGGCCCGGGGCCUGCUGUGCGGCGCGCGGCCCGGGCAGCUCCCGCUGCGGACGCCUCAGGCAGUGUCCUUGUCGUCGAAGUCUGGUCAGUCCCGGGGCCGGAAAGUGAUGCUGUCGGCGCUGGGCAUGCUGGCGGCCGGGGGUGCAGGGCUGGCUGUGGCUCUGCAUACGGCCGUGAGUGCCAGCGACCUGGAGCUGCACCCCCCCAGCUACCCGUGGUCUCACCGCGGCCUCCUCUCCUCCCUGGACCACACCAGCAUCCGGAGGGGCUUCCAGGUGUACAAGCAGGUGUGCUCCUCCUGCCACAGCAUGGACUACGUGGCUUACCGCCACCUGGUGGGCGUGUGCUACACCGAGAGCGAAGCUAAAGCCCUGGCUGAAGAGGUAGAGAUUCAGGACGGCCCCAAUGACGACGGGGAGAUGUUCAUGCGGCCAGGAAAGCUGUCUGACUACUUUCCCAGACCGUACCCCAACCCUGAGGCUGCCAGAGCGGCCAACAAUGGAGCAGUGCCCCCUGACCUCAGCUACAUAGUGCGAGCGCGACACGGAGGUGAAGACUAUGUCUUCUCCCUGCUCACCGGCUACUGUGAGCCCCCCACCGGGGUGUCGCUGCGCGAAGGCCUCUACUUCAACCCCUACUUCCCUGGCCAGUCCAUCGGCAUGGCUCCCCCCAUCUACGACGAGGUCUUGGAGUUUGAUGAUGGUACCCCAGCUACCAUGUCCCAGGUAGCUAAGGACGUGUGUACCUUCCUGCGCUGGGCAUCCGAGCCAGAGCAUGACCAUCGGAAACGCAUGGGACUCAAGAUGUUGAUGAUGAUGGGCUUGCUGUUGCCUCUGCUCUACGCUAUGAAGCGGCACAAGUGGUCAGUACUGAAGAGCCGGAAGCUGGCAUAUCGUCCACCCAAGUGA